AUGAAGAAGCUGGCAUACAAGACGGUGCGUGGUGGGGCAUGGGGAAAGACAUCCUCGCGUAUUAUUAUCUCUCAUGGAUUUCUUGGAAGCAGCUCGAAUUGGGCGACAGUGUCACGUCGUUUGGUGGAACACAAACUUCUACGUUCCAAGCUCCACGAGAUUAGCCUGCUUGACAUGCGUAAUCACGGUGACAGUCCCCAUGCUUCACCGCACACAAACGCAGUGCUGGCAUCAGAUCUUGAGGUGUUUGCUAUGCAACAACAGGAGGGUCGUCCGCCCUGUGAUGACGGAGGCAUAGUGUUGAUCGGCCACAGCAUGGGGGGCCUGGCGACGAUGGCAGCACUACUUCGCCGUGCAAACGAGUUGUCGCUGCUGCUGCCAAGCAGCGAGGAACUUCAGACGCGUCUGGUCCGUGGAGAUUAUUACGGGUGGAAGGACGAGCAAGGCUUUGCUCAGGAAAUGAGUUCUGUUAACGAGUCUAUGGGUUUCCCUGCUCAUCAACCGCUUGAUAUGUUUUUUGGUUGUAGUAAGACCACUUCUGCUGUAUUGCCACGUUAUUCACCUGGACAGCAACAACGGGGUCUGCGUGUCAAGGCUGCUGUUAUCGUGGACAUCACACCAACGGCCCGUCUUGGAUCAACCGCCAAAAAUUCGCAGUGCGUAGCCUUAACGCUUGACGCCAUUGCAAGGGCAGAUUUAUCGCGCAUCAGUAGCUAUGCGGACGGCGACACGGAACUUGAAAGAUGUGGUAUUAGUGAUAAGGCUAUGCGAUCCUUUGUUUUAACAAACCUGGUUCUGGACCACAAGACGGGCAAGCGGAAAUGGCGCUGCAACUUGCCGGUACUUUGUGCCGAUUAUGGCAGGAUGGGGCUUGGCCUGCUUGACUGGUACCUUAAUGCCCCUGCUGAGGGAAAUAGUUCUGACGAUAGAAUGGUGGCUCCGACACGCUGCGCACUUCCAACGCUUUUCGUAUUUGGAGCGCAGUCGCCGUAUAACAGCACGGAAGACCGUCGUUUUAUUGAUCGGUUCUUCUCGAAUGUGACGCAAUCGGAGGUGAUGGGUGCUGGUCACUUUGUCCACUAUGAAAAGAUGCAGGAAUUUGUUGAUACUGUGGCACCCUUUCUUGCGAAGCACCUUUGA
Molecule: messenger RNA, 1140 nt
Organism: Trypanosoma rangeli
Lineage: Eukaryota; Euglenozoa; Kinetoplastea; Trypanosomatida; Trypanosomatidae
Product: abhydrolase domain-containing protein 11
Exons: 1
Coding region: 1-1140 (379 amino acids)
Source: RefSeq, a predicted model, not a curated record